AUGGCUCUUAUACCGAGAAUUCCAGAUGAAUUUAUAAAAAGAUUUGGGAAUGAACUCAAGAAUGUUGCUACAAUUACUGUUCCCGAUGGUUGUGAUUGGGAAAUGAAACUGAAGAAAUGCGGCAAUGACGUUUACUUUUGCAACAAAUGGCAACAGUUUGCAGAAUACUAUUCUAUAGGGUAUGGUUCCUUCCUGUGUUUCAAAUAUGAAGGGGAUUCAAAGUUUAGUGUCUUUAUAUUUGAUGCAACUUCUAUUGAGAUUUGCUAUCCAUUCAAAACUCAAAGUACAAAUGGAGAAACAAAAACAAAGUUUCAUAGUCCUAGGAAAAGGUCCAAGGUUGAAACAAGUGACAAUCAUGCUUCUAAAAGAGCAGAGGAAGCUGCCAAAGAAUUUAAUCCAAAAAACCCUUAUUUUUGUUCCAAAAUUCUUAAGGGAAAUUAUGUGUAUGUUAAUGCUGAUUUUGCUUCAAAGCAUCUGAAUCCAAAUGUUCCUAUAAAGCUCCAAAAUUCUCACGGAAAGCAGUGGGAAGUUUCAUGUGCAAUGCAUGAUGCCAAAUCAUCAUCAACAGCAAUGAUAAUAUCAAGGGGAUUUCCUAUAUUUCUAAGGGGCAACAAUCUGUCUCAUGGAGAUUAUUGUGUGUUCGAGCUGAUCAAUAAGACGCCGGAUGUGCUAAAAGUCACAAUGUUUCGUGUGAUUGACUAUUACGUUUAA
Molecule: messenger RNA, 711 nt
Organism: Medicago truncatula (barrel medic)
Lineage: Eukaryota; Viridiplantae; Streptophyta; Magnoliopsida; Fabales; Fabaceae
Product: B3 domain-containing transcription factor VRN1
Exons: 3
Coding region: 1-711 (236 amino acids)
Molecular function (GO): DNA binding
Source: RefSeq, a predicted model, not a curated record